AAUUUUCAAUAUAUAGACACUCAACUAUUAUUGCUCCAUCGUCUCUUUCACUACACAUCCAAUAAAAAUGGCUACUGAAGGGAAAACCCCCAUCAACAUUAACACAAUGUCUUCAACUCUUCAGAGAACAGGUCAAUGGGUUUUCUCACAAGAUAUUCCGACAGAUGUUGUAGUUGAAGUCGGAGAAGCUAAUUUCUCUCUUCAUAAGUUCAUGCUAGUGGCGAAGAGCAACUACAUAAGGAAGCUAAUAAUGGAAUCCAAAGACAGUGACGUGACGAGAAUAGAUCUCUCGGAUAUCCCCGGAGGUGCUGAGAUGUUCGAGAAAGCUGCUAAAUUCUGUUACGGUGUUAGCUUUGAAAUCACCGUCCAGAACGUGGCGGCUCUUCAAUGCGCCGCUGAGUUUCUUCAGAUGACUGACAAGUACUGCGACAACAACCUCGCUGGUCGGACACAAGACUUCCUUUCUCAGGUCGCUCUCUCUAGCCUCUCCGGAGCCAUCGUGGUCCUCAAGUCUUGCGAGAUACUCCUUCCUAUUUCUCGUGAUCUUGGUAUUGUCCGCCGUUGUGUGGACGUUGUCGGUACUAAGGCUUGCGACGAGGCAAUGUUACCGUGCCGAUCACCACCGAACUGGUGGACAGAGGAGCUCUGUAUCUUAAACAUCAACUUCUUGGCCGACGUCUUAGCUUCCAUGAAGCAGAAGGGCCUCAAGCCAUCUUCCUUAGCCUCCGCAAUCAUCACCUACACCGAGAGAUCCUUAAGAGACCUCGUCAGAGACCAUUCCGGCAGAGGAGUCAAGUUUUCCGAUCCCGAGAACAACGACUCCGAGGAGAGAACUCAACAGAGACAUCUCGUGGAAUCAAUCGUCUCUCUCUUACCUUCAGACAAAGGACUUUUCCCGAUCAACUUCCUCUGUUCUCUCCUCCGUUGCGCCGUCUUCUUGAACACUUCACUCGCAUCCAAGAACGAAGUCGAGAAAAGAAUCUCCGCCGUUCUUGAACACGUCACCGUCGAUGAUCUCUUGGUACCUUCUUUCACCUACGACGGCGAGAGACUAUUAGAUCUAGACAGCGUCAGAAGAAUCAUCUCUGCUUUCGUCGAAAAGGAGAAAAGCAAAAAAGGGUUAUGUUCUGUCUCGCUACAAAGAGUUGCGAAGACCGUUGACUCCUACUUAGCAGAGAUCGCUACUUGCUUGGAGCUCACGGUAUCCAAGUUCAACGCGAUAGCAAACCUAGUUCCCAAGUCCGCUAGAAAGUCAGAAGACGAUCUUUAUAGAGCGGUAGACAUCUUCUUGAAAGCUCAUCCGAGCCUAGGCGAGAUCGAAAGAGAGAAAGUUUGUAGCUUAAUGGAUCCUCUCAAGCUUUCUUGCGAUGCACGUCUUCAUGCUUCGCAGAACAAGAGGUUACCAGUGAACAUCGUUCUUCACGCUCUUUACUACGAUCAGUUAAAGCUAAGAAGCGAGGUUGAAGACAAAGAAGGAACACCAGUUAUAGUCCCUGAGGCUUUAGGGACACGUGAUAGUUCGUUGGCUAAAGAGAACGAAGAUUUGAGGAGUGAGCUGAUGAAGAUGAAGAUGUAUGUUUCGGAUCUACAAAAUAAUGUUGCAGCAGGAGCUUCUUCUUCGAAUGCACCGAGUAAUAAGAAGAACAGCAAACAUACUUUCUUCUCGUCUGUUUCGAAGAAGCUGGGGAAGUUGAAUCCAUUUAGACAUGGGUCUAAGGAUACUUCUAAUAUUGAUGAGGAUCUUGAUGGUGUUGAUAUUACAAAGCCAAGAAGACGAAGAUUCUCAAUAUCUUAAGGAAACGUUUGAUCAGUAACUUUUGAGUUUUGUGUGUGUGUGUGUCUGUGUGUUUGUAAGUCAAUUUGAAAGAGAGCUAGUUAGUAAUCACUUUUUCUUUGUAAAGAGAAACUUUCAUUAUUAUUUUGUUAUAGUAUUUUGUGAAAUAAACUAAACAUAAAUCUUAUACA
This is a messenger RNA of Brassica oleracea var. oleracea, 1965 nucleotides long. RefSeq names its product root phototropism protein 2-like. The record is from RefSeq and is a predicted model, not a curated record. The transcript has 4 exons. The coding region runs from base 68 to 1795 and encodes 575 amino acids. NCBI's taxonomy places the organism in Eukaryota, Viridiplantae, Streptophyta, Magnoliopsida, Brassicales, Brassicaceae. Gene Ontology annotation, molecular function: protein binding.